CAUCAAUCCACCUUCUCCUCUGUUUUUUCCCUCUCUUAUCCAUCAGCCGUGAGAGUAAGAGGGAGAGAAAGGAGGGAGAGAGAGAGAGAGAGAGAGCAUGGGGCAAAGGGGAGAUUACUGUGAGAAGAGCCUUAUAGGGCAAAUGGAAAGUGGGGCAUUUCGUUUUAUCAAAUAGCCCGAGUUCGUCAGAUCCGCCUAUUCGGAAUGGAAAUACUGGUGAGGAAACUUCGACUUUGAGUAUUCAGCGCAGAAGAAAUACUGGAUUCCUUGAUGGAAGCGCCCGGCUUUGGAAGCCUGGGCCUGAUCGUCUGAGAACACUUCCUCAGUAAUACAUUGUUCAGUAGUUCCUGAGGUGCACCAUGGAAAUUAUCAUCCUCAUCUCACUUGUUGUGCUUCUUGUACUGGGAGCACUCUUUGUUAUCCCAAGAUCCAAAAACAAAGGUGAAGGAAAGGAUGCACGUUCAGCCGGAAAUGGAACGACAUCUACGAGCUAUUCAAAGAAAGAGGUGUCAACACACAACACAAGGAAGGAUUGUUGGAUCAUAAUCAAGGACAAGGUUUACGAUGUAACUCCAUACGUGGAGGAACAUCCAGGUGGUGAUGCCAUUCUAAACAAUGCUGGUGGCGAUUCGACAGAGGGAUUUUUCGGCCCGCAGCAUGGCACACGAGUCUUCGACAUCAUCGAGGAUUUCUGCAUCGGCAAAUUGGAAGACUGAUGAUGGGGAGGAGAGGCCGUAAAAGCUCCCAAGUGUGAACCCAUGCGCUCGUCUGCAAUUUUCUGAAGAUGACGACGACGAACGGAACCGUUUCCUAAUCGUGAUCAUGACUGCUCCAGGGCCCCCAGCUGUGUGGUUCUGGUUUCAUGUUUGACCUCCUGCUUAUUCAUACUAGUAGCAGUGUGUGACCCGACCAUGGACUAUUUCUGUGUCCUGAAUGUUUUCCGAGAUUUAUCUCUUCAUUUGAGAAGAUACGAUUUCUUAUACUUAUUUAUGGAACUUUCUCAGGGCAGACAAGGAACCGGGCCAACUUUUCGUA
Molecule: messenger RNA, 1035 nt
Organism: Triticum urartu
Lineage: Eukaryota; Viridiplantae; Streptophyta; Magnoliopsida; Poales; Poaceae
Gene: CB5LP
Product: cytochrome B5-like protein
Cellular component (GO): membrane; intracellular membrane-bounded organelle
Molecular function (GO): heme binding
Source: RefSeq, a predicted model, not a curated record